Messenger RNA from Tachyglossus aculeatus (Australian echidna), 882 nucleotides. RefSeq lists its product as uncharacterized. The coding region runs from base 138 to 746 and encodes 202 amino acids. NCBI's taxonomy places the organism in Eukaryota, Metazoa, Chordata, Mammalia, Monotremata, Tachyglossidae. The transcript is spliced from 4 exons. The record is from RefSeq and is a predicted model, not a curated record.
UCCCUGAGAGGAGAAGCGGCCGGUCGUGAGGCGAAGAGAGGCGGGUGGCCUCCGCCGUCGACCGCCACCUUCCUCCAUCCCUCGCUCCUCAGUCCUGUGGCCCUCUCCCCCCCCACCCCACCGAGGGCAAUCACGACAUGCCCCUGGGCCAGUAUCUGGAGGGGGCUUGCCGGGCCCUCAGGGUUUGGGCAGCAGCGUUCUCCCGCGACAAAAGAACUGAGUCAGAGCCAGAAAACCCAUCAUCUGAGCAGCGAGGAGAAGAUUGGAGGACUCCAAUCAUCCAGCCCUGGGAAGACAGGAAGGACCGGAAGAGGAGGAGGAGGAGGAGAAGGAGGCUGCUUCACAGGUGGCCUGGAUGGGGCAGGCGGGCAGAGCCUAAAGCGAAGGAAGAGAUUGGCACCGUCAUCGUCCUCCCCAUCCCCGCCCCCGAAUCGGCCUCCACCGACAGAGGCUGCUGCUACUGCUGCCCCCACCCCACGGAGAGGGCCCUGGCCACCAGGCCCGACGCCUUGUGGGGACCCCUGGAGGGGGCCGGCUGGGGGAGGGCUGGCUCCUGGCACACCAGCGCCUCCGCGUCCUCCCUGGCCUCGGCCCCGCUCUACCCGCUCCUGCCCUGCUCCAGUCAGUCGGCAGCCAGGGUAGUCUCCUCCACUUCCGUCCUCCCCCUGCUCUCCAGAGCUCAGUCCAGUAAUCUCAGUCACCCUGGUUCAGCUAGGGGGUCUUGGUCACACCUGCCGUGGGACUGAUUCCCACGCCCACCCCCACCCCCCAAUCCCCCACCAGGGGCUCGGGCCCCGGAGCCCAGAGUCUCAGCUGCAAGGUGGAAAUGGGUGCAAGGUGAAUCAUGAAUUUAAUAAAUGACCACGGCACUGGUCAGAUGCU